This is a messenger RNA of Pestalotiopsis fici W106-1, 2628 nucleotides long. RefSeq lists its product as uncharacterized. Gene Ontology annotation, cellular component: nucleus; cytoplasm. The transcript has 2 exons. The record is from RefSeq and is a predicted model, not a curated record. Gene Ontology annotation, molecular function: tRNA (cytidine-N5)-methyltransferase activity; tRNA binding. Gene Ontology annotation, biological process: tRNA methylation. NCBI's taxonomy places the organism in Eukaryota, Fungi, Ascomycota, Sordariomycetes, Amphisphaeriales, Sporocadaceae. The coding region runs from base 1 to 2628 and encodes 875 amino acids.
AUGGGACGCAAGAACUUCCGCGGCGGUCGCAAAGGUGGUGGAAACAGUCGAGGAGGACCCCGCGGUGGUUUCUCUGGGGGAGACGACCGCGAUCGCAACCCUUCCUGGCGCUCGAUCCCAGCCGCCGACAAGAAGCACGAGAAGCUUGAGCGCUAUUACAACACCGUCCUGCCACUCGAGGAUGACGAGCGAGCCGAGUUCUGGGACGCGCUCAAGAAGGAGCUUCCCAACUCGUUCCGUUUCGCUGGCUCCAAGGGUCACGCGCUUGCCGUCAAGCGAUUACUCGAAGAACGAUACGCUCCCGAGAUUGUCAAGAUUGAGAGAUUCGAUGGCGAGAAGGUCGAGGCUCCUCAGCCCGUCACCUGGUACCCUGACGGAUUGGCAUACUCCAUGAACACGCCAAAGCACAUUAUUCGCAAGUUCCCGCCUUUCGCCGCUUUCCAAAAGUUCCUCGUGUCUGAGACGAGUGUUGGAAACAUUAGCAGACAAGAAGUUGUCAGCAUGAUCCCACCUCUGCUCAUGGACGUGAAGCCUGGCCACACGGUCCUGGAUCUUUGCGCCGCUCCCGGAAGCAAAUCUGCUCAGUUGGUCGAGAUGAUCCACAAGGGCGAGGAAGCCAGGAUUCGCAAGGUCCUCGAGUCUUUUGGUGAGACGAGAGCAGAGACGGUCGACGAUGACGACGCGGCAGAUCUCGCCGCGGACCCCAGCGACGAUGGAAGAGCCACGGGUCUGCUCAUUGCAAACGAUGCCGAGUACAAGCGCUGCCACAUGCUGGUGCACCAGCUUAAGCGACUCUCCUCGCCCAACAUUCUGGUCACCAACCACGAUGCUACUCUGUUCCCGUCCAUCAAGGUUCACGACCCCGCGAACCCUAAGCAACAAUACCUCAAGUUUGACCGAAUUCUGGCCGACGUGCCUUGCUCGGGAGAUGGCACCAUGAGGAAAAACAUGAACCUAUGGAAAGAUUGGCAGCCGGGCAAUGCUCUUGGCCUCCACACGACCCAAGUCCGAAUCUUGAUUCGUGCUCUGCAGAUGUUGAAGGUGGGCGGCCGAGUGGUGUACUCGACUUGUAGCAUGAACCCCGUUGAAAAUGAGGCUGUGGUUCUUUCCGCCAUUGAGCGAUGCGGUGGCCCUUCAAAGGUGGAUAUUAUCGACUGCAGCGACCGACUUCCCGGCCUGAAGCGCAAGCCCGGCAUGUUCCAGUGGAGCAUCAUGGACAAGACGGGACGGAUCUGGAACAACUGGGAAGAAGUUCAACAACACAUGUUGACCACGGGCGAGAGCGUUCCUCCUGGAAGACUGACCCACUCCAUGUUCCCGAGACCCGACGACAAGGAGUGCUCCAGCCUGCCGCUCGAUCGUUGCAUGAGAGUCUACGCUCACCAACAGGAUACCGGCGGUUUCUUCAUUACCGUGUUGGAAAAGAAGGCGGAAGUCAAGGUGAAGCCCGAAUCCGGACCAAAGGGCCCUGAAGUUGAGGCAUCAUCAAAUGGCACCGGAAAGGAAGCUGCCGAGGAGGUUGCCGCGAAGCUAGAGGUCGAAGAAGCCAAGGCUGCCGAGGGCGAGCCUACCGACGUGAUCCCAGCCAACGGAGUAAAGCGGACGCGGGAGGAAAGCGAGAGCAAUGCGGAACAAGACGCAAAGAAGGUCAAGACGGAUGACGAGGCCGUCAAGACCGAUGAGGUUAUGGCUGACGUAGAGCCUGCCACUGAGGCAGAGAGCACACCGGCCGUGACGACGGAAGCGACAUCUGCAGUGGCAACACCCAGUGCAGAAACUCCCAAGCCACAGCAACCACAAAAGAAACUACACAGAAACGCCGAUGGCACACACGAAGAGCCCUUCAAGUACCUGCCGGUCGAUCACGAAGUCAUCGCCAUGAUUAAAGAUUUCUACAAGCUUUCUGAGCGCUUUCCCACGGACCGAUACAUGGUACGAAAUGCUACCGGCGAGCCGUCCAAGGCAAUCUACUACACUACAGCCCUCCUGCGAGAUAUUCUGGUGCAGAAUGAGGGCCGUGGCAUCAAAUUUGUGCACGGUGGUGUCAAGAUGUUCAUGAAGCAAGACUCACCUUCCGCCGAGGUGUGCCGGUGGCGCAUCCAGUCCGAGGGCAUGCCCAUUAUCCAAGGCUACGUCGGCCCCGAGCGCGUCAUUCGCCUGACCAGCAAGGACACGUUCCACAAGCUGCUCAAGGAAAUGUUCCCGCGCUUCUCCGACGACGAGUGGACCAAGCUCGGCGAGAUUGGCGAGGCGGCGCGCGACAUUGCCAUGGGCUGCUGCGUCCUGCGCGUCGAGCCCGACGGCACCGACCCCGACUUUUCCGAACGCAUGGCCCUGCCGCUGUGGAAGAGCUUCCUGUCCCUCAACCUCAUGCUGCCCAAGGAAGACCGCGCCGCCAUGCUGCUGAGGAUUUUUAACGACACUUCUCCCGUCGUCAACAUGUCGCUCAAGGAGUCGGCCAAGAAGGACGCCGAUACAGGUGCCGUCGAGGUAAAGGAGGAGGCACAGGCCGAGGCGGUGGCCGCCGAGACUGCAGAGGAGAGCCCUGCUGUGCUGCCCGCUGCUGCAGAGGAGGAGACAAAAAUGGAGGAGGCGCCAGCUGUCGAGGCAGACACCAAGGCAGAGUAG